Messenger RNA from Phaedon cochleariae (mustard beetle), 741 nucleotides. The record is from the annotation of a GenBank genome assembly. Lineage: Eukaryota; Metazoa; Arthropoda; Insecta; Coleoptera; Chrysomelidae.
AUGGUUCAGAAACAUUACGUAGAAGGGUACAACGCAUUCCUGGAAUUCUUCAAAACCUUCGAUAGCCAGGGUCAGAAGGUUCAUGUACUGUUUUCUAGUACUCCAGGACCUGAUGGAGACACCUUCUGUACUUAUUGCAAAAGAGCAUGGCCUGUUAUUGAUGAAGAACUAGAAAAGUCAGAUCCACAGUCACAUUUUGUAAAGGUAGCAGUGGGAGAUAAGCCAACGUGGAAAGAUCCAGAAUGUGGAUUCAGGAAGGAUCCCAAAACCAAAGUGAGAGUUUUACCAACAAUCGUUAGAUGGGGAGGUCCACAAAGAUUGGAAGGAGAACAAUGCUGGACUUUGUACUUCUUGAAUUCACCGGGCAGGACGGACGCUUUGUUUCUGGAGUGUCAAGGAGAUUGGAGUUGCACCUGCGUGAGGACAGGAGAGGAGUUGCUGAUAGAACUACUUCCAAAAACCUGGACAGACAGGAAAACAGCUGGAGAAGAGGAAAAAAAAACAAAAAAAAAAUUUUAUAACAAAAUUUCGAAUAUUGGGACAGAAAUCAUAGCAGGGAUAGAAAUCAUAGCAGAGUCAGAAAUCAAAGUAGAAAUAGAAUUCAGAGUAGAGCUAGAAAUCACAGUAGAGGUAGAAAUCAUAGUUGGGAUCGAAAUCCCAGUAGGGAGAGAAAUCCCAGUAGGGAGAGAAAUCCAAGUAGUGAUAGAAAUCCAAGUAGGGAUAGAAAUCCAAGUAAUCUGA